AUGGAACAAAUUAAAGAUAAUCAAGAUUUACAAAUUUAUCAACAUAAGUUCGAGUUAUUUUUUCGUUUAGAUAAAUAUGUUUUGGUCGAAGAGCAAGAAAAAUUACUGAGUCAAGUUAGUGCUUCUCGUCAUUUAGCGACCGAACUUUAUGAUACUUUGGUUUAUGCUGACCGGUCGCCUAUUUUUGUGGAAUAUGAAGGUAAAAAGCAAGAAUUAACUUUAUCUUUAUAUACUAAAAUCAUGGAGCAAACCCAACCCCAAACUGAGCAAGAAUUUCGUUAUCAACAUUCUUUAGCGAAAGUUUAUGAGGGUAUUUUAAGAACUAGCAUUGAGGAAUUAACCAUUCGCGGCUAUCAAUCAACUUUGGCCAUGGGGUUAAUAGCCGAUAAUAUUCCUAGUAAAAUUUAUGAAAACUUAAUUGCAGCAGGCCAAGCCAAUAGCAACUUAUUACGAGAAUUUGUUCAAAUAAAGAAAAACUAUUUGGGUUUGACCAAGUUUUAUGGAACCGAUAAUAGUUUGAAAAUAGUUGGCCAUUAUCAGCAGCAAUUUACCGUUAACCAAGCAAUUGUUUUAAUUAAAGAAGUCUUAACAGUCUUGGGACCAAAGUAUCAGGAAAAAUUAAACUUAGCUUUACAACCCGGCCAAAUUGACUAUUACGAAGAUACUAACAAACGACAGGGAGCUUAUUCUUCCGGCGGAGAAGGAGUUGAACCAAUUAUCUUGCUGAACUGGGAUGAGACGCUUAAUUCGGUUAAUACUCUUAUUCAUGAAUUAGGUCAUUCCGUUCAUACUUUAUUGGCUGAAGAAAGUCAACCUUACCCUAACGCUCAUUAUCCGAUUAUUUUAGCCGAAGUAGCCUCUACUCUUAACGAACACUUGUUAUUUGAUUAUCUUUACCGCCAUAGCAAAAGCAAGGACGAGAAAAUUUAUCUUUUACAAAAUAGGAUUGAAGAAGUUAUCGGCACUUUCUUUCGCCAAAUUCAAUUUGCUAAAUUCGAAUGA
Messenger RNA from Entrophospora sp. SA101, 1002 nucleotides. NCBI's taxonomy places the organism in Eukaryota, Fungi, Glomeromycota, Glomeromycetes, Entrophosporales, Entrophosporaceae. The record is from the annotation of a GenBank genome assembly.